Messenger RNA from Salvia hispanica, 1249 nucleotides. Its product is annotated as caffeoylshikimate esterase-like. Lineage: Eukaryota; Viridiplantae; Streptophyta; Magnoliopsida; Lamiales; Lamiaceae. The record is from RefSeq and is a predicted model, not a curated record.
AGCGCAGUUAAUAUUCAGAUAUGAACAAGAAGCAUUUAAUUUGGAACCAAUAAAUCCAACGCAAUCUCAACUACUCCGCCCAAUCCCAAUCCCAUGGCGAAAUUCAAGCACCCGAUUGCAGAAGCCAAUGAGACGAGCCCGUUCGGCUCACUCAGCCCCGACGAAUUCUACGCCCGCCACUCAGUCACCCACGGUUCCGAGUUCAUCACCAGCAAGACACAAAACCUCAAGCUCUUCACGCAGUGGUGGACGCCUCAGCAAUCGCCGCCGCUCAGAGCCGUCGUCUGCGUCGUGCACGGCUUCACCGGCGAGUCCAGCUGGUUCGUCCAGCUCACCGCCGUCCACCUCGCCAAGCACGGCUUCGCCGUCUGCGCCAUCGACCACAUGGGCCACGGCUUCUCCGAGGGCCUAAUCGCGCACCUGCCGGACCUCAACGCCGUCGUCGACGACUGCAUCGCCUUCUUCGACGGAUUCCGCGAGAGGUACGCGCCGGAUCUGCCGGCGUUCCUCUACUCGGAGUCGCUCGGCGGCGCGAUCUCGCUGCUCAUCUCGCUCCGCCGCGACGGCACCGCGCCGAAGAGGAAGUUCGACGGCGUCGUGCUGAACGGAGCGAUGUGCGGGAUCAGCGACAAGUUCAAGCCGCCGUGGCCGCUGGAGCAUUUCCUCUCGAUCGCCGCGUUUCUGGUGCCGACCUGGUCCGUGGUGCCCACGCGCGGCUCCAUACCGAACGUCUCCUUCAAGGUGGAGUGGAAGCGGAAACUGGCGCUUGCAAGCCCUCGGCGGCCGACAAUAAGGCCACGCGCUGCCACAGCGCAGGAGCUGAUGAGAGUGAGCAGAGAGCUGCAGGGGAAGUUUGGUGAAGUGGACAUACCAUUCCUCAUCGUCCACGGCGGCGACGACAUCGUCUGCGACCCGGCCUGCGCGGAGGAACUCUACAACCGCGCGGCCAGCAAGGACAAAACCCUCCGGAUAUACCCCGGGAUGUGGCACCAGCUGGUCGGCGAGCCAGACGAGAACGUUGAGCUCGUCUUCGGGGAGAUUGUCGAUUGGCUCCUCACCAGAUCCAAACCGGCAAGCGGCUGAGAUGUGGCUGUAACGGCGGCGCGUGGUUUUAAUUUACAAUAAUAAGAUGGUGAUUGUGACUUGUGUUUGAGAAUAUACACAACUGAUUAGUGGAUAAUUGUAUGAGUAAUUGAGCAGAUUAAGUGUUACUACUAUAUGAUAUCAAUGCAGGAAAAAAAGUCAAUUC